AUGCCUUGCAGACCGGAUGUCAGCAGCAGCUGUUGCUUCCCACUGCACUUGAAUGAGGACAAUGCUCGCUUUGGCCUGUUGGCAGCGCUCAUCCUGAUGUACCUGUUCUGUGGGGCACUGGUGUUCUCUGCCCUCGAGCGCCCUUCCGAGCUGCGGGCACACCAGCGCUGGGAGGAACAGCUGGAUAACUUCACCCAGCAGCACAGGUUGAGUGUGGAGAGCCUGCAGGCUUUGCUAAGGCACUAUGAGGAGGCCUUCGUCACGGGCAUCCGUGUGGAUGCUCUGAGACCUCGCUGGGACUUCUCCGGGGCUUUCUACUUUGUUGGUACUGUGGUUUCCACAAUAGGUUUUGGCAUGACCACACCUAUGACGAUAGGUGGCAAAGUGUUUUUGAUAUUCUAUGGACUUAUUGGUUGUGCAGCAACCAUCCUGUUUUUUAACCUUUUCCUGGAGCGCAUCAUCACCAUGUUGGCAUACAUCAUGCGCUGGUGUCAUGAGAGGCAGCUGCGGCGUGCUGGCAUGGGUGGAGAGGAGGCUCACAGUGAGGAUGACAGCCUAGAAGGCUGGAAGCCCUCUGUCUAUUAUGUGAUGCUCAUUUUGGGGGUUGCAGCACUGCUAAUUGCUUGCUGUGCCUCAGCACUGUACUCAUCUAUGGAAGACUGGGAUUACUUUGACUCUCUUUAUUUCUGCUUCGUGGCCUUCAGCACAAUUGGCUUUGGAGACUUAGUGAGUAGCCAGAGGGAGAGCUACAAGGCACAAGAGGCUUACCGACUUGGGAACUGUCUUUUUAUUCUUAUGGGUGUCUGCUGCAUCUACUCACUUUUUAAUGUAAUUUCCAUCAUCAUAAAGCAGACCCUAAACUGGAUCCUGGCUAAGCUGGACUGCAGCAGGUUGCAGUGUCCCUGCCGAGGAUGCACCUACAGAAGACAAGGCUCAGCAUGCUGCUGUUGCUGCUUUCCCAGCCAGCGGCACAGCCAGCACCCCAUAACUGGAAACGCCCGGCAGAGAGCACAGAAGCGCAAUGCUGUACACCCAGCCCCCGCCAAUGAGGCUGCGCGAAAGCAGCGCUUCACUAAUGCAUCAGUGGAAACAGUGUGCGAUAGUGAGACUGAUCCUGGCCUGGGGCCAGAUGGAGGUUAUCUCACAGGGCACAGACUCUCAGGAGAAAUGAUCUCUGUCAAUGACUUUAUGGCCAACAAGGUUUCUCUGGCCAUUCUGCAGAAGCAGCUCUCAGAGACCGCUCAUGGAAACCCAAGACAGAGCCAUGUUCGGCAGAAUGGCUUUUCUGUUGGAGUGGGAGCCUUCGCUAUCAUGAAUAACCGCCUACAAGAGACGAGUGUCGACAGGUAG
Messenger RNA from Neoarius graeffei (lesser salmon catfish), 1350 nucleotides. It is a transcript of the gene kcnk12l, whose product is annotated as potassium channel, subfamily K, member 12 like. Gene Ontology annotation, molecular function: potassium ion leak channel activity. Gene Ontology annotation, biological process: potassium ion transmembrane transport; stabilization of membrane potential. The record is from RefSeq and is a predicted model, not a curated record. Gene Ontology annotation, cellular component: membrane. The transcript is spliced from 2 exons. The coding region runs from base 1 to 1350 and encodes 449 amino acids. NCBI's taxonomy places the organism in Eukaryota, Metazoa, Chordata, Actinopteri, Siluriformes, Ariidae.